CAGUUUUUUCUCUCCCUCUCCCCUACUCUAUCUUUCUCUGUGUGAUUCUUAACCAAUUACACACUGUCCUGUCUUGCACCCUGUCCCCUUUUUUCUCUGAUCUCACUCAUUUUCCCUCCUUCUUUCUUAAGGCCCUGUUGAGCCCUGAUAAAAACCUGGACCUUGGGAGAGGAAAGGGACAUUUGGGAGCGAGAUGGCGAGAGGGAUGGUGGCCACGUACCUACAUGGCGUCUUCCUCCUGGCUCUGUGGAAGCCCUCACUGCAAGGAGGUGUUUAUGUACCUGCUGGUGGAGCAGCAGGCGCUGGAGCUGGCAUAGGAGGUGCAGGAGCUGGAACUGGAUAUGGACCAGCUGGGACUGGAACUGGAUAUGGACCAGGUGGGACUGGAACGGGAUUUGGACCAGGUGGGACUGGAACGGGAUUUGGCCCUGGAGGAGCUGGGACUGGAUUUCAGCCUGGUGGAGGUGCUGGUCUGGGAGGCUUUGGACCGGGAGCAGGUGGAGGGGGCUACGGUGGUCAAGGACCAGGAGGAGUCGGACCAGGGGGUGUCGGACCAGGGGGUGUCGGACCAGGGGGUGUCGGACCGGGAGGAGUCGGACCAGGGGGAGUCGGACCUGGAGGCUUCAGGCCCAGCACCUUUGGCCCAGGUAGUGGUGGACUGGGAGUCGUACCUGGAGGUGUUGGGGCCGGUGGAAAGCCUCCCAAAACAGGAGGCGGCUACGGUGGCCGUGGAGGAGUGACUGGAGGGCUUGGAGCAGGACAGGGAGCUGGAGGUGUAGGAGGAGGACUGGGACCGGGCGGAGUCGGGCCAGGUGGUUUUGGUCCUGGAGGCUAUGGAACUGGGCCUGGAGGAGUUGGUCCUGGUGGUUUUGGACCGGGUGGCCAAGGCACAGGCCUCGGGGCAGGAGGUUUGGGUGGAGGAGUGCUCGGAGCAGGAGGCCUCGGGACUGGCAGAGGUCAGGGAGCUGGAACAGGCUACGUACCUGGAGGUGGAUAUGGAGGUGGUUAUGGUCCAGGUGCUGGUCAAUACCCAGGAACUGGUGGAACUGGUCCCAAACCUCCUAAAACAGGUUAUGGGCCUGGUGGUACCGGAUUUGGACCUGGUGGUGCUGGAGUUGGGCCUGGCGGUGCAGGAUUUAGACCUGGUGGUGCCGGUGUUGGGCCUGGCGGUGCAGGAGUUGGACCUGGUGGCGCUGGAUUUGGGCCUGGCGGUGCCGGAGUUGGGCCUGGUGGUGCUGGAGUUGGGCCUGGCGGUGCAGGUGUUUGGCCUGGCGGUGCAGGUGUUUGGCCUGGUGGUGCUGGAGUUGGGCCUGGCGGUGCCGGAGUCGGGCCUGGCGGUGCCGGAGUCGGACCUGGCGGUGCAGGAGUCGGACCUGGCGGUACAGGAUUCGGGCCUGGCGGUGCAGGAUUCAGGCCUGGCGGUGCAGGAUUCGGACCUGCCGGUGCAGGAGUCGGACCUGGCGGUGCAGGAUUCGGGCCUGGCGGUGCAGGAGUCGGACCUGGCGGUGCAGGAUUCGGGCCUGGCGGUGCAGGAGUCGGACCUGGCGGUGCAGGAUUCGGGCCUGGCGGUGCAGGAGUCGGACCUGGCGGUGCAGGAUUCGGGCCUGGCGGUGCAGGAGUCGGACCUGGCGGUGCAGGAUUUGGGCCUGGCGGUGCAGGAGUCGGACCUGGCGGUGCAGGAUUUGGGCCUGGCGGUGCAGGAGUUGGACCUGGCGGUGCAGGAUUUGGGCCUGGCGGUGCAGGAGUCGGUCCUGGUGGAGCUGCUGUGCCAGGAGGAGUUCCAAUGCUGCCACAGACUGGCACGACUGGGGGAGGACCUGGAGGAAAGAGCGGUGGUAAAGCAUCAAAACAAGUUCCAGGAGUUGGGGUGCCUGGACUCUAUCAAGGUGGAUAUGUACCAGGCCAAGGUUUUGGAGGCCGUGGUAUUCUCCCUGGAGUGGCCACAGGAUCUGGACUUGGGCCUCAGACUGGGGCCGGGGUACUCGGCCAGGGGGGUGCUGGACCAGGAGGAGCAGGCAAUGGCCGUGGACAGCAGUUGCCUGGGGUUUUCCGUGGUUACCCUCUCGUAUCACCAAAAACAGGUACAUAGGAUCGAGCAAUGCAGUAAUCUCUAUUACAUGAUGAUAAAUGUAAAGGCAGAAACAUAGAAAAUU
Messenger RNA from Sebastes umbrosus (honeycomb rockfish), 2153 nucleotides. RefSeq names its product glycine-rich cell wall structural protein-like. The transcript is spliced from 13 exons. The coding region runs from base 194 to 2089 and encodes 631 amino acids. Lineage: Eukaryota; Metazoa; Chordata; Actinopteri; Perciformes; Sebastidae. The record is from RefSeq and is a predicted model, not a curated record.